ACGUUCUAUCCAUCUACCAUCAUCUUUUCCCCCACUCUUGCACAAGUGCAUCAAUGCCCGUCCGUAGACGCAAUCACACUUGCGUACCCACCAAUCGAGUGUUCCCCCAUUCUGGUCCUAAACCACACCAUGUCCUCGGGAUGCCAGACUAGCCCGAUAAGCGCCAAUGCCAUGGCGUCGCGCAUCGGUCCAGUAAUCAUCAGCUAGCCAGCUGUCACGCGUAUGGGUCGCGAUAGGUGGGCGAAGAUGGUGGUACGUGAUGCCAUUCAAGUAGUGACUGUGUACUUGAAAUGUUUACACUGUUGAUGGACGACAAACCGCUACACUAGCAUUUGCUUUUUUCUCUCCGUCAUUAACUGUGAGGUUUGCUUUCUUUCUCAGACAGCAUCAUACUCGUGACAUCAUGACCGGCGUUAAACCUGAGGUUAUUCAGAAGCAACAUAGGGAUGAGUCCAGUAGGCUCGAUGUCAUCAUUGUUGGCGCCGGCUUAGGUGGUCUUGGGGCUGCCAUAUCAAUUCUCCUCGCCGGUCACAACGUUCACAUCCUCGAAUCUACCCCCGAGAUAGGCGAAAUCGGCGCUGGGAUCCAAUGUUUACCCAACUCCUCGCGCGUCCUCAUAUCUUGGGGUCUAGAAGAAUACCUCUCGAAACAUGCUACUUCGCCACGGCUGUGCAACAUGAUCGGCUGGAAGGGCAACAAGAUAAGCGAUAUGGAUUUCCAUGAAUAUGAAAAGGAGUGUGGUACACCCUUCUGGGAUUUCCAUAGAGCAAAUCUGCACAUGGGGCUACUGGAGCGGGCUGUGGAGCUUGGUGCUAAGCUCACUACAAAAGCGCGAGUGGUAGACAUCGAAUAUGAAGAUGAUGUUAGCGGCAACGCUGCGAGUGCCAUCGCCAUUUGCCAGGACGGGACAAGAUACAAGGCCGACUUGGUAGUCGGUGCCGAUGGCAUCAACUCCAAGUGUAGGGAGAUAUUACUAGGCCAUGAAGACCCACCCCUGCUCACUGGCGAUCUGGCUUACCGAUUGUUACUCAAUACAGAAGAUAUGUUGAAGGACCCUGACCUCAGGGGCUUCGUAGAAGACCCGCAGGUCAACUACUGGAUAGGUCCAGAUGCACACGCUGUCAACUACGUCCUCCGUGGUGGCAAGCUGUUCAACAUGGUGCUAUUAGUACCAGACGAUAUGCCUGCUGGCGCAAAUACAUUGGCUGGAAAUGUUGAAGAAAUGCGUGCUCUGUACAAAGACUGGGAUCCGCGGAUCCCAAAGUUGCUGGCACUUUGCCAGUCGGUAGCCAAGUGGCGUUUGAUGAUCCGACCAGGCCUCGAUCCCACAUGGUCUCACGAAACUGGAGCAUACACAAUACUCGGCGACGCUGCGCAUGCCACUCUCCCAUAUCUUGCGUCAGGUGCUGGCAUGUCGUUGGAAGACGGACACGUCCUCGGUCUAUGUCUAGGCAGGAUAAGGAGCAAAUCUACGGCCGAAAAGAAGCGUGCAUUAGCGGUCUAUGAGCGCUGUCGUCGUGAGCGCACAGAGCGCGUCGUUUCACGUGGUAAUCGUCAACAGUACCUCUACCACGUCCACGACGGUCCUGUGCAGCAAGAUCGUGAUCGCAUGCUUCGCGCUUUUGGUGAAUAUAAUGGCAAGGGGAGGGUGACCCAAGAGCAGUACGAGGAGAAGGGACUGAACGUGGGCGACGAUCCUUUAGCAUGGAGAUGGGGUGGUGUCGGAAGCUGGCUCAUUACAUAUGUCUGUGAAGAGGAUGUUGAGGUUCGGUGGAGGGAGUAUGAAAACGAGAGGAGAACCGAAGCUCGAGGAAGCGGUGAGUUAAGGGCUGUAUUGUAGAGUAUUCUGAAAAUGAAUGGGUUGCUCGAAGCCUCCAGCUUCGCAGACGGAGUU
Messenger RNA from Alternaria alternata, 1894 nucleotides. RefSeq names its product FAD/NAD(P)-binding domain-containing protein. Lineage: Eukaryota; Fungi; Ascomycota; Dothideomycetes; Pleosporales; Pleosporaceae. The record is from RefSeq and is a predicted model, not a curated record. The transcript has 2 exons. Gene Ontology annotation, biological process: secondary metabolite biosynthetic process. The coding region runs from base 404 to 1840 and encodes 478 amino acids. Gene Ontology annotation, molecular function: FAD binding; monooxygenase activity.